CCGUGAGGCCUAGGGGGGUUGCCAUGGCUCCGGCACCGCCAGCUCCGCAGGGCAGGUGUUAGGUCCCGCGAGGAGGGCGCGGUCCCUUGGUUGCCAUGGCAGCGGCGCAGGUAGAGCCCAGGUAGGCAGGAAGCAUCUGGGAGAGGAGGACUCCCCUCGCUGAGUGCCGUGCUCGGGUCUGUGGAAUCGGUCUUCCCGAAAGGUGUGACGGACACACGAGAAAGGCUUGUGGGGCCAAAGCAGACACUCCUCCCAGGCUUGAGUCUUCUCAGUUGUCCAGAUGCAACUAUCCAUGAAGCAGCUGCAACAACAACAAUGCUAUCCCUGGAGAACAGCUGAUAAGAAAGGGAGGGGUCAAUCCGUAGCAGUAAGCUUAAAGGUGUUAGCGGAGAGGACACAGUUUGUGGCACCUGUGGGAGCUUGGGUCGAGAGUGCUCAGGAUGAUGCAAGGCAGGAGGAGAGCCCAGUUUUUGCAACAGCAGCUCAGAUUGAAGAAGAAUACAAAAACUUGAGAAAAGAAAAGGAGAGAAUUCUGAAACAUUUCCAAGAGGAAGUGAAACACAGGGUGAAUCAGCGUGUUAAACAAAGAAGAAAACAGCAGCUGCAAAAAUCCUAUGAAGCUGCUCUAAAAGAAAGCUCUGUAGUGAUAGGAUUCUCAGAUUCUGCACUGCAGUUGACCCCCAAGAAAAGCACAUGUCUAUACAGAUGCAGCACAGACUCUGCCAUUUGCAGGUCUGGUAGCAGAGUUACUUCUGUGCAGGAAUCCAAUCUCAUGAUAGAUGGGGGAGAAAAAGCAGAAGAGUUAAAAAGUUUAGAGCAAGCCAAAACAGUAAGGAAGACUGUGCAGCAGGCUGUCCGUCGCAGGCUGGCUUCUCGGAAAUCUGUCUCAGAAAAAGGUGGUCCUUUGGAUCUUCCAGGAGGCAUUUGGGACAGCCUUCCAAAAAAAGAGCUGCCAGGAUCUUGCAAGCCAACUUCAGUAAAUGCAGAAGAGGGUGACCGUCACGAAUUUCUUCUUGUGGGAUACCAUGACCUUCCAGCACAACUGCGAAAUGAGGAACAAGGACAGCAGAGAAAGGAAGUGGAUUAUACAGUAGAGUUGAAAAAAGUUAAUAGUGAGAUACUCAAAAGUACCUAUCCAGUGAGCUCUUCAGCAACUGGCACUGAGAAUCGGCCUGCUUGGAUACUUUGGUCUGAAACGGAGAAAGAGGAGUCAAAGAAACAGCGUCAAAGCCAGUACCUGAGAUACAGGCGGCUCUUCAUGGAUAUUGAAAGAGAACAAGUAAAGGAGCAACAAAGGCAGAAGGAAUGGCAGAGAAAAAUGGAUAAAAUUAAGAAAGAAAAAGAGCAAGAGCGCCAUGCAGAGGAACAACGGAUUCAGGAGAGGCACCGUAUAGAGAAACAGAGGAUCCAGGAACAAGCUGCCCAGAGAGAUGCUAACUCUGGGGUGGAGGCUUGUGCAAAAUUGGAUUAUCUUAGAUUGGAGGAUGCAAAAGAGAAGAAAAAGGUAGUGGAAAGACAACAGAGAAAUAAAGAGUAUGGGCGAUAUGUAGAAGCAUUACGUGCCCAGAUGCAGGAGAAGAUCAAAAUGUACAAUAUCAAUUUGCCUCCAUUGUGCUUCUGUGGGUCUGAUUUCUGGGACUCUCAUCCAGAUAGCUGUGCCAACAACUGUGUCUUUUAUAAAAACCACAAAGCCUAUGCUCAGGCCCUACAGUCUGUCAUCUCAUCUUGUAAUAUUCUUGAUGGAGGUUCAAACACAAGACUUGCCAUCCAUACAUUUGCUACUAUACAUGCUCAUUCUAAGAAUUCCUGAAAGGAAGAACUCUGGAAUUGGUGCCGCUUUCCUGUCUUAGUUUUUAAAAACAAAGCUUCUUGAAGCAGAUUGACUGUGCAAAUGCUGGACCUCUGGACUGUGUUCUGAUGAUAUUGAAAAAUAAAUGCAUUGAAAAGGGGGUGCUUCCCCCAAAGUUA
This is a messenger RNA of Pogona vitticeps (central bearded dragon), 1968 nucleotides long. NCBI's taxonomy places the organism in Eukaryota, Metazoa, Chordata, Lepidosauria, Squamata, Agamidae. The record is from RefSeq and is a predicted model, not a curated record.